Messenger RNA from Desarmillaria tabescens, 747 nucleotides. RefSeq lists its product as uncharacterized. The record is from RefSeq and is a predicted model, not a curated record. The transcript is spliced from 4 exons. Bases 1 to 747 code for a protein of 248 amino acids. Lineage: Eukaryota; Fungi; Basidiomycota; Agaricomycetes; Agaricales; Physalacriaceae.
AUGUCUGACCAUGAAGAUCUUUUGAAACUUCUCAAUGGCCAUGGACAGGAUUUUUUGAAAUCUUUCUCCUUGCCUUCCUCGAAGGAGUUCACGAAGAAACGAAAACGAACACCCGAAGUUGAACCUGAAGAUUCAGAUGAAUACGAAGAGUGGUCAGGAAUAGGUGGUCAGUCGGAUAGGGACCAAGACUCUACAGAUGAAGAAGGAGAAGAUUCGUUUGAACAGGAAGACGAUGAUUUUACUGCAGAGAGUUCCUCCUUCUCCCCAAAUGUAGUUGUAUUCUCGGAGGCCAGCACUUCGAAACUUAAGGACAGCGACUACGUGGUAAAGUCCCAGAAGAAAGCUUUCAUGUCGUCCAAAAUAUCUAAACUGAAGGAUGAAGUUAGAGGUGAAAUAAAGAAAUCAGAAGAGGAGGAGGAGGAAGACAGGACCAAUGCCCAGAAUGAUGCCCUUCUUCACCGUCUCGUUCACACGAAACUACUAUCUGGGUCCCUAAAUCCGGACCUUGAUAUGAAACCUGCUCAACGCAAAAAGGCACUUGCAGGACGUAUCUUGGAGCUAAACGGCGAUGCAAAGUUAGGCCGAGGUGAGAAAUCUGUUCGGCAGGCCGAACGAAACAAGGCAUCAAAGCGUAUACGUGCGGGUCUAUUGGAGAAGGAAAAACAGCGACAGAAGGCGCAGCUUGAAGAGGCAUGCUUCGAUUCUUUAUUUCAGCAUCGAAUUCCCACUGAUCUUUAUUCAGGCUAA